Messenger RNA from Diaporthe amygdali, 1176 nucleotides. RefSeq lists its product as uncharacterized. The transcript has 5 exons. Lineage: Eukaryota; Fungi; Ascomycota; Sordariomycetes; Diaporthales; Diaporthaceae. The record is from RefSeq and is a predicted model, not a curated record. Bases 1 to 1176 code for a protein of 391 amino acids.
AUGAAGAACAUCGGAAGCCUCGCCAUGCUGCUCCUUGCAGGAGCUGGCUAUGUCGCCUCUCUGCCCGCCGGCGAUGUCCAGCAACAGAACCAGAUCCGUGCCGUCGGGUACGAGCCAGCAUACGAGAUCCUCGCUCGGGAGCCCAAGAAGAACAAGGCCAAGGGUGCCGCUGGUGCCGCUGCCAACGCAACUGCUGCUGCCGAUGCCGCUACAGCAAAGAAGGCCAAGAAGGCCGGAAAGAAGGGAGCCGCCGCCGCUGCUGCUGCUGCCAACGGUACCGCAGCUGCUGAUACGGCCGCUGCUGGUAAGAAGGGCAAGAAGGCCAAGCAGGCCGCUGCACAAGCCGCCGAUGCACAAGCUGCCGGUGGUGCCGAUGCUCAGGCAGCUGGAGGUGAUGCUCAAGCAGCUGGCGGCGACCAGCUCACCUCGCUCCUCGAAGGACUUGCUGGUGGAGCUGCCGGAGGUAACCAGGCCAAUGCGGCUGGCGGUGCCGGUGGUGUCGGUGAUAUCCUCAGCGGUCUCCUCGGUAACCUGAAGACCCGUGACGAGUCGUCUCUGGAGUCGCGCCAGGCCAAGGGCAAGGGCGGUGCGAAGGGCAAGGGAAAGGCAGCAGGUGCUGCUGGAGCCGCUGCUAAGGCGAAGGGCAAGGGACAAGCAGCCGCUGCCGCCGCCGCCGCUGGAGGUAACGCCAACGCUGCCAACGCUGCUGGAGGCAAUGCCAACGCUGCCAAUGCCAACGCCGCCAACGCCAAUGCAGCCAACGCCAACGCUGCUGGAGCAAAUGCCAACGCAGCCAACGCUGCCGCCGCCGGAACUGCCGCCAACGCCAACGCCGCUGGAACCGCCGCCACCGCAACCAAGGCCAAGAAGGGCAAGAAGGCCGGCGCCGCCGCAGCACAGGCAGCCAAGGCUUCCAAGGCCGCAGCAGCCAACGCUGCCGGAGCCAAUGCCAACGCCGCCGGAGCCAACAACGCCGCCGCUGCUUCAGGUAACGACGCCAACUUCGUCAACCCAGCCGCCAGCAACGGAGCCAAGGGCGAGGCCGCCGCGGCCGCCGCAGCCAGCGCCGUCGCCCUGGGCCCCGGAGCUCUGACCGGUGAUGCCGCCGCCGCUGCGCAGACACCCGCUGCCAAGGCCAACGGCAAGAAGGGCGCCAAGGCUGCUGCUGGUAACUAA